AUGCUCAUCAGAACCAAUGCAAUUGUUACAGGUCCCGUGUUAAACGACUCAUCAAAGCUUCAAACUAUUAGAAAUACCAUUGGAACAAUAAGAGAACCUAAUAUUGAUUUAUGUACAGCUGUUGAAAGCAUAGAAGUUGUUCAAUCAGUCAUCAGUGAGAUAAGAUCAAAUGUCGAGAGAGAAUUUAAAGAAAUAUUUCAAUAUGCACUUAAUGUAGCUAAUAACCUCGGUGUUACAAAAUUGAUGCCAAGAAUUGUCGGUACACAAAAUCAUAGACAAAACUAUUCUACCAAUUCUCCAGAAGUGUAUUUUAGAAUUAGUUUGUUUAUUCCAUAUCUUGAUGAGCUAUCUAUGUCAUUAACUAACAGAUUUACCAAACAUAAAAAAGUUCUUUUAAGUCUUCAACAUAUUGUACCAUUUUAUGUGAUUAAUUCUAACUAUACUGAUGUAUCAGAUGCCAUUACCUUUUACCAAACUGAUUUUAAAGAUAGCUAUAAUCUAUCAAUUAUUGAAGGUGAAUGGAGACUAUGGAGAAGUAAAUGGAAACUUUUUUGUUUAAAUUCAUCUGACAGCAUACCAAAAAAUGCUAUUGAAGCUUUAAAAAAAUGUAACAAAGAUGAAUUUCCAACAAUAUAUGUUCUGUUGAAAAUAUUAUGUACCAUACCUGUUACUACUGCAUCUGUUGAAAGGAGUUUUUGA
Messenger RNA from Macrosiphum euphorbiae (potato aphid), 699 nucleotides. Lineage: Eukaryota; Metazoa; Arthropoda; Insecta; Hemiptera; Aphididae. The record is from the annotation of a GenBank genome assembly.